Molecule: messenger RNA, 1557 nt
Organism: Cydia strobilella
Lineage: Eukaryota; Metazoa; Arthropoda; Insecta; Lepidoptera; Tortricidae
Product: putative fatty acyl-CoA reductase CG5065
Exons: 7
Coding region: 1-1557 (518 amino acids)
Biological process (GO): long-chain fatty-acyl-CoA metabolic process
Cellular component (GO): peroxisome
Molecular function (GO): alcohol-forming very long-chain fatty acyl-CoA reductase (NADP+) activity
Source: RefSeq, a predicted model, not a curated record
AUGGAGUGCAAAUUAUCAGUUAGAGAAUUUUACAAAGGCAAAAGCGUUCUUGUGACCGGGGGCUGUGGGUUCAUGGGCAAGGUGCUGGCUGAGAAGUUGUUGUACACUGUCCCGGACAUUGGGCGGGUCUACUUGUUGAUGAGACCGAAGAGGGGCAAGUCUGUCCAGGAGCGGCUGGACCAUAUGCUUACUUCACCGAUGUUUGAAAGACUUCGAAGAGAGCAAAAAGAAGCUUUCGAGAAAAUGGUACCAAUACAAGGCGAUGUUCUCGAAGACGACUUAGGAAUAUCCAGUGAAGACAUGAAGAUUAUUUUGGAGGAAGUGUCUAUAGUGUUCCACAUGGCGGCCAUUUUAAAUAUGAACGCUCCGCUUAAAGAUAGUGUGGCUUUGAAUACAGCUGGGACCCAGCGCACCCUCGCCUUUGCCAGGAGGCUCAAGCAUCUGGUGAUGUUUCUACAUGUAUCGACAGCUUUCUGUUAUCCUGACUAUAAAGUUUUGGAAGAAAAGUUCCACGAUCCACCUGUGGACCCCCGUGAGGUCAUGCGUAUGUGUGAGUGGUUAGAUGACAAGCAACUGUCCCUCCUCACGCCGUCCCUGCUGGGUACACACCCCAACACAUACACGUACACGAAGCGGCUAGCGGAGAGCUUGGUCCACGAUGCCCAUCCGGGUAUACCCUGUGCUAUUGCUAGACCCUCGAUAGUGUGCCCCGCAUACCUCGAUCCCAUGCCCGGCUGGGUGGACAAUCUUAACGGACCCGCGGGCCUGCUUCUGGGCGCCAGCAAGGGGGUCAUCCGGACCAUGCUCUGUGACGGCAGUAUGUAUGCGCAGGUCAUACCCGUGGAUGUUGCCAUCAACGCCAUUAUAGCAAUUGCGAUGAUUGAGGCGACAAAGAAAUCUGAAAACAUACCUAUCUACAACGUGAAUGCGGGACACAAGAAACCAAUAACAUGGGGUGAAGUUCUCAAAUUUGGAAGAGAAUAUACCUGGAAAUAUCCGACAUCUUUUCCCUUGUGGUACCCCAACGGAGACAUCACUACGAAUGCUGUGGUAUAUAAAAUCAGACGGAUUCUUUUCCAUUGGGUCCCGGCGUAUAUUAUUGAUUUUUUUCUUUUUAUCUUUGGACAGAAACCAUUCAUGGUAAGGGUACAAGACAAAAUCUCAAGAGGAUUGGAGCUGUUGCAAUACUUUACUCUACGUGAAUGGCAUUUUCCCUGCCCGAACUUCGACGCUAUCCAUACAAUAUUAUCUGAAGAAGACGACCAAUUGUACAUAACGCACAAAGAGCCAGAGGAGUUUGAUUUACGCGAAUAUUUAUACAAGGGAAUGGACACGGGACGUGUUAUCAUAAUGAAAGAAGAUCUUACAAGAAUAUCAUUUAACAGAAUGUAUUUCAAGUUCCUGUUCGUGUUGGAUACUAUAGUGAAGAUAGUGUUCUGGUGUUUCGUGUUAUCUUUCACGGUGUCCUGGUGCCAACCAUUGCGUGAUUUUCUAGCCCUCGGUGAGCCGUUAGUCAAGCAUGUACCAUUUUUAGGUUCGGCAGUAUUUAAUAAAUAA